AUGUCAGGCCAUUCUAAGAGUCGCGCAGCAGCAGGUGUCCUGCCUGUGAAUGCUGCGACUAGGAAAAAUGCAUCCGCCCAGUCUGCGUCGAAAUCGGGCCCAAGAACACCAGCACCAAGGCUGAGGCUGAUCGUCCGACGCUUGCCCCCUGGACUCACAGAGGCCGAGUUCUGGACCAGUCUGGGCGACGACUGGAAAGUCGGCAAUGGCAAAGUUGAGUGGGCGGCUUACAAAGACGGGAAGGUCUCUAAAGAUCCUGCGAAACCGUCGAGACCAGCCAGAGCUUAUCUCAAAGUCAAGGAACAGUCACUGUUGGAUUUGUUGUCUAAAGCAGUGAAGGAAUCAUCGUUUCAGGAUGCUAAAAACACUAGCAAGGAUCCUUGUCUCCUGGGACCACCAUCUCUCGAGUUUGCACCAUACAACAAGAUUCCCGUUCCUCGCGUUCGACAUGAUGGUAGACAAGGAACCAUCGACCAAGAUCAAGAGUUCAUCGAUUUCCUGCAAAGCCUGACUGAGCCGAUCAACAAACCAGCGUCGAAUGGAGCCGAAGCUGCCGACGUCAAAGCCGACACGAUUACUAUCACUCCACUGGUCCAAUAUAUCAAAGAGAAGAAGGCCAACAAGGCCAAAGAAGCUGCCCAAGCCAAAGCAGCCAAGCGCGAAAGCAAGGAGGCGAAGCCCACUAAGAGUGAGCGCACGCCGACAGUUAUCAUCAAGGGCAAAAAUACCCCCAACGCCACGGAGAAGGAAAAGGAGCGAGUAGCGAAAGCAACACAGGACGCUGUGAAGGCUGCCAAUAAAUCCGCGGCCGCCAUGCAAGGAAAGCAGACAGCAUCAGCCAAAAACGAGAGCAAACAGACUUCGGUAAAGGAGACUCGCCCACAGUCUCCAGCAGCCACCGCAGCAGCCGGAACAUCAACACCAGCCCCCACAUCAGCGAAACGAGAGCGAAAUCGAGAGCGGGACAGUGGAAGGGCUGCUGCCCGCAUGCUGCAGCGGGAUCUGGGGCUGUUAGCCAGAGAAAAUACCUCGCAACGCUCUCCAAAGACUCCAUCCUCGAGUACAGCUCCGGCAAAUGACACGGUGACUUCACCGUCAACAGCAAAAGCGUCGACACCUGCCACUGCUUCCAAGUCCUCCGAACUAUCGACAGAACAAUCUAAAUCGUCGACCGCAGCUACGACCACCACUCCUGCGGCCCCUCCAACCGGUCCACGUGCUUCCCGGGCUCCAAAUGCGACGCCCACGAAGUCGGAACCACCCAGCACACCAUCAACGGCUUCGGCUCGACCACAAUCCGGUCAACGUCAGUCCAAAACCUCGUCUUCUCAACAGCCCACUGCGGGGGCGAAGUCUGCAUUUCUCAAGCACGCAAACCAGUCUCAGGGUAUCACGGAGGAACUUCUGCAACAAGUCUUCAAGGAGUUUGGAGCGAUUACCCGUUGUGAGAUUGACAAGAAAAAGGGGUUAGGUUACGUCGACUUUCAAGAGCCCGAGGCGUUGAAGAAAGCCAUGGCGGCGAGCCCAGUCAAGGUUGCGCAGGGCCAAGUCGUGGUGCUGGAGAACAAGUCCCAUCAUGGCCAACAUGGCAAGCGCGGCGGUGGCGGCGGCGGUCAAAACCAAGCACCAUCUGGGCAGGCAAAAGCAGGGGCUGCAUCAUCCCCUGCUGCGGCUCCCGCGGCUGCAAACUCGCCCAAGCCAGCUGCUGCAGCGAAGACUGCCACCACUUCACAGACGCCCGCCGCUGCUGAAGCUCCGGCCGCUGUGACCGGCACAGCUUCAUCGUCUGCCUCUGCGCCAACCACACCAACUUCAGCAACCCCACCCACUGCACCGCGGGGAAACGCUAGAGGCGGUGGUGGAAGCGGUGGUCGCACGGGUGCCCGUGGGAAUAACAGUGGGGGAAGGAAAGAAGGAGCCCGUGGUGGCGGAGGGUCAGGUCAAGGUCAAGGCCAAGGUCAGGGUCAAGGUCAAGGCAGUGGGAGACAAGGGUAUCGUGGUGGAAGAGGAACCUUUGGAGGUGGUAAACGUGGCGCAGGAGGCCAAGGAAACGCAAAUACCACAGCUGGCGCUGGCGCUGGCGCUGCUGCUGCCACAGGGGCCACCGGCGCAACGGGAGGCGCAGGAGCUGCAGAGGCUACUACUCCCAGCGUUCAAUCGACACCAGCGGGCAAGGAAGAUGGGAAGAAAGAUUGA
Messenger RNA from Fonsecaea multimorphosa CBS 102226, 2196 nucleotides. RefSeq lists its product as uncharacterized. Lineage: Eukaryota; Fungi; Ascomycota; Eurotiomycetes; Chaetothyriales; Herpotrichiellaceae. Gene Ontology annotation, biological process: positive regulation of translation; nuclear-transcribed mRNA catabolic process, nonsense-mediated decay. The coding region runs from base 1 to 2196 and encodes 731 amino acids. Gene Ontology annotation, molecular function: mRNA binding. The transcript has 2 exons. Gene Ontology annotation, cellular component: cytoplasm; nucleolus. The record is from RefSeq and is a predicted model, not a curated record.